AAAACAGGAUUCAUCACCAGAUUUGACCUCGCAUUUCCUCGCAAUUUUGUUCAAGGCAAAAUUGAGAACUAGGGCGAGGAUUCGCACACUUGGAGGCUUAAAUCUCGUGGUUUUGCGCCAAAAUGGGAAUACUUGGAAACUAUUGGGCAACAAUGACAGAUGGUGGGAAGAUGUGGUGCUUUGCAAAUAUAUGCAUUCUUGUAGUGGCGCUUGUCUCGUUUGGUCCUCUAGCCCCAUAUGCAGCUAUUUGUGUUCUGUUUCCAUUGUUGGUGGGCACCGGUGCAGCAAUGUCCAAAGAAGGCAUGGGAAUCUGGAAACACAGACGACAGAAAGAUAUAGCAUCUGAUAAGUGGUGUGUGGAGAAAAGGGGUGCAGUCAACAAUGAAUCAUCUGGAGGAGAAACGAAAGGUGUAACCGAAACUGGGUGCCUCUCCAUUGUUAUUCUUGGUGCUUCUGGUGAUCUUGCAAAGAAGAAGACUUUUCCUGCACUAUUCAACCUCUACCGCCAGGGAUUCUUGAAAUCUAACGAUGUUAACAUCUUUGGCCAUGCAAGAACCAAAUUUACAGUUAAUGAAUUCAGAGACCAUAUUCGCGGGUAUCUUUCCCUGGAGAAAAAGAAUCCCGAAUCUGUUUCAAAUUUUCUGCAAUUGAUGAAAUAUAUAUGUGGCGGUUAUGACUCUGUUGAAGCUUUUCAGUCAUUAGAUAAGGCAAUAAGUGAACAUGAAAAAUCAAAAAAUAGCAUAGAAGGAUCAUCCAAGAGGCUCUUCUACCUUGCACUCCCUCCAUCAGUUUAUCCAGCUGUUUGCAGGAUGAUAAAGCUGUAUUGCAUGAAUAGAUGGAUUUGGUCUUUGAUUUUCAUGGCUGGUGGCUUGUCCUUUAGUGAGGAAAAUCACAAGGAAAUAAGUGAUGAUUCUUGGGAAAUAAUGGGGGACAAAGGGGAUGGGUGAUGGUUGGUUUUAUUGGCCUUAUAUUGGGUCAUUCAUGGAAGGUAUGUGGGGACUGAUUUGGUGGGUGGAGUGUCAAUAAACUCACAAAAGUCUUUUGUCCUUUUGUUAUUGUUUAUCCAGCCUAGGUGGGAGACACAAGGGGGACAAUGGUUGGUCAAUGUUGGGGAAUAAAAGAGGGGUUGUUUU
Cuscuta campestris is the source of this 1133-nucleotide messenger RNA. The record is from the annotation of a GenBank genome assembly. Lineage: Eukaryota; Viridiplantae; Streptophyta; Magnoliopsida; Solanales; Convolvulaceae.